GAAGAGGUCCAGGCUCUCAAGGAGGAAGGGAACCUGCCGGUGCUCCUCAAGUCCCUGGAUAAGCUGGAGAGAGAAGCCAAGGACAAGGAGGCCCCUGCCUGGCGCCCCACCGGCAUCCCCGAGGAAGACGUCCGUGGGGCAGUGGUGCCCUACCUUCUGAAGCAGCGCAAAUUCCUCCAGAAAUCCCUCCAGGAAAAGCAGGAGCGCAACUCGCAGCUGGCCGCCGCUGUGCUGGCCGGCCGGCAGAGGAUUGCAGAGCUGCAGGAGCAGAUCCGCCGGCAGAAGGAAGAGUGGCAGGGAACUGCUGUCGAUGGCCGGAAGACGAUGGAGAACUUGGAUGACGUCUCCUGAGGAGACCUGGCUGCUUCUUGGGGGGGCGAGGAUGUGAGGGAGACCUCAGCCACACAGUGAGCCUGGGGAUUUUUCUGCCAGGUUUCCAGAGCAGCCCUUCCCCUCUUGGCUUGACCUGGGGGUGUGUGUGCAUGUGACGAUAUCCUUGUUUUUAUUCCAAUAUUACGGCUCCUGCUUUGUAUUCCUUCCCCUCACAAUAUUCAUUCUGCAAGCUCUCCGGUUUGACAGCCAUGGACUUACACAAAUACAGGCGUAGGAGGACAAGCAAAUCAUACGAUCAGACAACAAGUGUCCCUUUGUAGAUUGCAUCUAGAUUCAUGUUUCUAGUUGAAGUUUGGACCUCUUAAAAGUUGUUGAAAAAAACACUGGGCUAGAUGGUCUCCAAGCUCCCUUUCGUUCUUCGGCAUCUUUUCUGACCUCCGAAGAGCUUCUUCUCACCCUCCGCCGUCUUCCUCUCAGGGUUCAACCAGCUUUUUCAACGCCUUGAUGAGCUUUUAUUUUUAGACUCCUGGUCAUCUUUUCUCGCCUUUUCCCAAACUUUAGCCAUGUAUCUGAAAAAAGGAGGCCUGGCUUUCACUGACCCUUUUUUUGGUCUGGGAAGCAUGGAAGAGAUUUUGCU
This is a messenger RNA of Notechis scutatus (mainland tiger snake), 970 nucleotides long. Lineage: Eukaryota; Metazoa; Chordata; Lepidosauria; Squamata; Elapidae. The record is from RefSeq and is a predicted model, not a curated record.